UCAAUCCACAUUUUUCUGAUUCUCUUUCCAAAAAGCAUCUCUCUCUCUCUCUCUUCAUUCUAAUAUCCUCUCCUCUCCCAUUUGUCUCUCCAUAUUCUCUCCCACCAAACCCAACCCAACCGUCAAUGGUAACAACAAUGGCCGGUUUCAUCUCGAAAGCAAAAACCCUCUGCCCAACCACAAAACCCAAUUUCAUGUCAUUAACACUCCGUCACCGAUCAUCACGCGCCGCCACAAACCCACAUCUAAUCGAAAUCGACACCUCCUCAUCAUCAUUAUCAUCUUCAGAGGGUGAACACGAGAUGACACUCAAGCUGUUCGACGAUUUGAUUCACCGAAUUUUGGUGAAGAAAGCUACACCUGAUUGGUUGCCUUUUGUUCCUGGAUCUUCUUUUUGGGUCCCACCUAGACCUACUCCUUCUAAUGUUUUCACUUUGGUUCAUAAACUUACUAACGAUGGACAACAAGUUCCGGCUUCUAAUGAUGAAUCUCUUUCGAUCUCUUCUCUUCGUGGUUGGCCUUCUUCCAAUUACUUCAUCAAAGGGAAUGCAUCUGCUCCUGGUGGGGAUACUGGUGUGGAGUUGAAUAUCCCAGAAGGGAUGGAGGGGCCAGUGAAAGUGAAGGUUCUUACGUUUCCAGAUAAUUUAGCUCAUUCUGAAGAUGAGGAAGGAUGAACCGUAAUUUAGUUCAACCCAGUUGCUGUGCCUAAGCUCAAUGAGAAGUCCAAAAAAAAGCGAGGGAAACAGAAAACUAAGCUGUUUGGAGUUUGAGAAGGGCAAUGCAAGCAAUUGGAAAUUCCUGCAGAUGCAGCACUGGUGAUAGUUCUGGAAUUAACCUUCUCACUCUACUUGGUCUCAACUUUUAUCUGUUUAAUCAGUAUAUGUUGAAUAUUUGCCAUGUUGUUUAUGUUGAAUCCUUGUAGUGUGAAAUGUAUGUAUUUAUUGAACUAAUAAAGCUAAAACUUGUGGAGCUUUCCUGAGAACUAGCAGUCACAUGUUCAGUUUAGUGCAUAUAUUAUAUUACAUUGUACAUAUGUCUAUUAAUAAACAUUUCUUUUGGUUACUUGUUCA
This is a messenger RNA of Cicer arietinum (chickpea), 1070 nucleotides long. RefSeq lists its product as uncharacterized. The record is from RefSeq and is a predicted model, not a curated record. NCBI's taxonomy places the organism in Eukaryota, Viridiplantae, Streptophyta, Magnoliopsida, Fabales, Fabaceae.